Molecule: messenger RNA, 564 nt
Organism: Adineta ricciae
Lineage: Eukaryota; Metazoa; Rotifera; Eurotatoria; Adinetida; Adinetidae
Source: the annotation of a GenBank genome assembly
AUGGAUAUUAUCUUAACUGCUGUUGGUGAAUUCGUCUGGUCAGCAUCAUGUGCUAUAAUUAACUUUUGUGUCAGCUCGGGAUUCAGUGCUACUGCUGUAUUUAUCUCCUUUCUUUGUGUAAUUCUCACAUCCGCCUUUUAUAAAUACUCAACUAGUCGUGAACAAAUGUCAAUGGCAGACAAUGCCUCGUGUCCAUUCGACGAACACGACGAUGGAACUCUUGAUCAAUUGACGUCUACACCUUCGGCGUUGAAUUGUCCAUUUUUAGCCGAGCACAAUGACAACCAUACUAAUAACAAUAUAAACACCCUGUCCGAAAUUGAAAUACGCGUGGAAGAAAGUAGCAGUGAAACGGAAACAAAUGAUGAACAAGCGUCGAAUGAGAUUCUUUUGGAUACAAUUGAAGGCUCUGAAGAAGAAAUACAAAAGCAACAAAUCGCAAAUAUUUACCGUCUGUUAAAUGAUCAACAUUUAAUCAAUAAUUGGACAACAACAGAUUUUCUUGAACAGCUUAAAAUGUAUGGUCUUGACGCAUAUGAAGAAGAUGAACCCGCACCAUCGUAG